UCAAUGUGUUCCCUGGCAGGCAGGGGUAAGAUUGGGGGAAGGUGGAGGGGGAAGGGGGGAAAGGGGCGCAGGGCAGGGUGUUGCGGGCUGCGAUUGAGUCUCCUCAUCCAGAUACAGCACGUCCAGCACCUUGCUCGGCAACUCAGGGCUGCACAGAGAGAGAGAAAAGGUAGACGAAAUAUGUGCGUUUGAAAUGAGAGAGAGAGAGAGAGAGAGAGAAGGUAGACGAAAUAUGUGCGUUUGAAAUGCAUAUCGAUCUGCCUGCUGUUGUCGGCUACUGCUCACCUGGUGUUAUAUGCCCACGACACUAGAUACACCGGCUUGCGAUCGAUAGGUGAGUUCUUAAGGAUAUCCAAAACAAUCUCAAAGUCACCAUCGCCGGCCACCAGGACAAGAGCAUGUACAGCUCUCUCCAGCUCUCGCCUCUGCAGCUCCAUGGCAAUCUUGACGUCACCGCCCCGCUGCUUCAACGAGUACUCAUAGCAGAAUUUGCAUUGCGAUGGCUUCAACCUGCGGAAGGUAAACAGAAAAAGCUCUUAGGACUCAUUGUCGAUACGUCGAUGUGUUUUCUCCUUUGUGCAUGCUCCUCCCACUCAAUGACUGCUCACAUACUUCGUUUCGAAGACGCUGUAGCGUUUUCUCUUCAGCGCCUCGUGAAAAUGCCACAGCUCCUUUUUGGUAGCACUGCUGAGCUCGGUUGGAUCGGUGCUCACGUACAGGCAGUGAAAAGGACUUACAUGUAAGCCCCACUUGGUCUCGAUCUUCCUCACAAGGACUUCAAAGUCCUUCACUCUAGGGGCUCUCCAGUAGUGGCCCUUGAAUGUGCGAUACCAGUAACCGCCAUCCACAACGAGCGAUGCGAGCGAUGCGAGCGAUGCAUUGGGAAGGAAAAACGUGUCGGUUUUGAUGGCGUUAGGUGUGUUGGGCUCGCUGCGCGCGCGCUGUGAUGGUAAGUGAGGCGAUUGACUGCACAUAGAAUACGAGGAAACAGGGGGAUCCAUUUGAUAAGUAGUUGUAUGUGUGUGCAUACCUAGUCAAAUGGCCAUUCGGCGGAAGGGGCAAGAAGGGACCAGUCAUUUGACGAGCACUGCACACAGACGCGAACAAAUAGCAUUCAUCUGCAAGACGACUGGAACGAAGUGUACUUCGGUCAUACGUACUCGCUGGGCGUAGGGUGCUGCGCAAAGACAUGAGGGCUUGGCACGCCGCUGUUUGGUGGAACUCAAGUCGUUUCAAGCCUGAAAGAGCGUUACAUACAUCCGUGGACACGCGAAUCGUCUCGUGGCAUUUACCUGUCAAUUCGGAGCUCGUAGGACGCGAUAUCUUCCUGCAUGCCAAUGACACACUUGAACGAAUCUUGGCAUAUCAACCAGACACGUAAUCACGUGCACAACUAACCUUUCAGUUGAAAGCGGGGGCACCACACUUCGAUCCGACGCCUGCGACUGCGGAGAGGCCUGCGGCCCACAGGCAAGCAUCUUGUGAGCACUGCACAAACGCAAUGCACACAAAGAUGUAAGCCUGCAACCACCAUUCUUCUUCGCUGGCCAGCCACCUCUCUUGCUCUUCCACGUCGUCAGCUGCGCUCACAUAUGCUCCAUCGGCAUUAUGUCCAUGCGAUUCCUCAUGCUCGGUCGAUGCAGCACACGGAGGCGGCCGCAGGUCGGAAACCGAAGGAGGGGGUGCAUGUCCACGAGCCUCCUCGUGACCAGUGGAUGAAGCAUAGGGAGGGGGCAGCGGGCUGGACAGCGAAUGAAGAGGACCACCCUUCGUAUCUCCAGUCUCGGUCCCUGUGAAUGGAUCAGUGCCAAACAAGGGAGUCACCAGACGGGCAGGGCCAAGGGAUGGCUGCUGUGCCGAAGUAGACCUGGACGAAGAAAGUCCCUCAACGAGAGAAGUGGCAUCUGCAUCAUGACCACGCGCCUUCUGGUCAUCAUGGGAUGCAGCAGGGAGAGGCGGCACCGGGCUGGAAAUUGAGCGGGGAGAAGCGUCGAUCGUGUGUCCGUUGUCCGUCCCCGAGGGAGUGUCCUCGCAAGGAAAAGAGGAGGGGGCAGGGUCAGGCUGCUGGGCUGAAGACGAUGAAGAAGGUCUCUCAACGAGAACGCUAAGGACAACUAAUGAAGAGAAAUAACGGCUGAUGAUGACGCAUCGCUUUGUUUCUCUGCUUGUUCCUACCUUGCAUUGGUUUCUUCCGUCGCACCGCUACCCUCCGCUGCCGUUCGAUUCAUGCCCAU
This is a messenger RNA of Vitrella brassicaformis, 2234 nucleotides long. NCBI's taxonomy places the organism in Eukaryota, Vitrellaceae. The record is from the annotation of a GenBank genome assembly.